Naegleria gruberi is the source of this 552-nucleotide messenger RNA. RefSeq lists its product as uncharacterized. The record is from RefSeq and is a predicted model, not a curated record. The coding region runs from base 1 to 552 and encodes 183 amino acids. The transcript is spliced from 2 exons. Lineage: Eukaryota; Heterolobosea; Eutetramitea; Acrasida; Naegleriidae. Gene Ontology annotation, molecular function: ATP binding; phosphoenolpyruvate carboxykinase (ATP) activity. Gene Ontology annotation, cellular component: cytosol. Gene Ontology annotation, biological process: gluconeogenesis.
AUGUCAAAUUUAGCCAAACAUUUAGCACCAACUGUUCAUCAAGAUAAUCAACAUGCAUCAGAUCAUCAAUUUCAUCGUAUGGAUCCAGAAUAUUAUUCAUCAGAUGAAGAUUCAGUUCAUCAAGAAUUAGAAAGUUAUGGUAUUACAGCACGUAGAGUUUAUCAUAAUGCUUCAGUACCAGUAUUAUAUGAACAAGCAUUAAAACAUGAAAGAGGUACAGCAUUAACUUGUACAGGUGCACUUGUUGCUUUUAGUGGACAAAAGACAGGUCGUUCACCUAAAGAUAAACGUAUUGUUUCAGAAGAAACAUCAAAAGAUGAUAUUUGGUUUGGUCCUGUUAAUAUUCCAUUAAGUGAAGAUUCAUUUAUGGUUAAUAGAGAACGUGCUGUUGAUUAUUUAAAUACACGUGAACAAUUAUACGUUUUUGAUGGUUAUGCUGGUUGGGAUCCAAAAUAUAGAAUUAAGAUUAGAGUUGUCUCUACACGUGCUUAUCAUGCUCUAUUCAUGAGAAAUAUAUUUGGAUUUUUUACCUAUAUGUGGAUCAUUUCUUAA